ACAGCUUGUGUUUAUUACAUUAUAAAGAACUGAGAAAUAACCAUGGCUGACAGUGUCAACAUCUCUUCGAACAUUCAGAUCAGACAGCUACCCCUGACUUGGAUGAGAAAAAUAAUUACAGCAAUACAAUGCUUUGAUAAAGAUAAAGAUGGAGUUGCAGGACCAGAAGAUCAUAUGGUAGUAGCAGAUAACCUUGUCAGGGAAGGUAACUUGACAGGGGAGGCAAGAGAUGACAUGUACCGGGUCUUCAAAGAUUACUGUGAUUUAGGGGCUUCACAAGAUAUUCCCAGUUCUAUUUCAUUGGCAGACCAACUUGUAUCAAUUUGGAAAUGCAAAGACAACCCAGAAACAAUUGAAAUCUGGUUGAACAUAUUCUCAAAAAUUUUCGAGUGUCUAUGCAUGGAUUCUUCUGGCUUCAUGACAUUUGAUAACUACAUGAUAUUUUGGAAUGGGAUGAGCCUUGACAAGAGAUUUGCACGAAUGCAGUUUGACUACAUGGAUACAAAUGGUGACGGAUUGAUAAGCCAGGAGGAAUUUGCCAACGCAUCUGUGGAAUUUACUCGUAAUACAGAUGAAACUACUCUCAACCGCUUUUUAGGACCUCUCAUAAACUACUAA
Molecule: messenger RNA, 618 nt
Organism: Owenia fusiformis
Lineage: Eukaryota; Metazoa; Annelida; Polychaeta; Sabellida; Oweniidae
Source: the annotation of a GenBank genome assembly